Paraglomus occultum is the source of this 1524-nucleotide messenger RNA. Lineage: Eukaryota; Fungi; Glomeromycota; Glomeromycetes; Paraglomerales; Paraglomeraceae. The record is from the annotation of a GenBank genome assembly.
AUGUUUACAAACAGACAAGUUCAGCAGCGCAAACUUAUUAAGCAACCGGUUACGGAAAGUGACGAAAAUGUGACUGAUGUGCGGCACUUAGCGAAAGAAAGUGUUCAAGCGCCACUUUCUCAUAGGACCACUGUUCUGUCACGUUUAAGGCGUCCAGCACUCGGUGAUGUCAGUAAUACUUCUACCAGCGUAAGUAAACAAGCCACAAUAAGCGAUGAUAAGUCAAAGUUGGCACUAGUUAAAGAAGUGGGACCUGUUGUUAGCAAAACGGUUAAACAUGUUCAUCGUCAAGCUGUACGCAGACGUGUUGUCAGUGGUAUACCUGUUCCAAGCGAGAGUCAACCUCUCACACGUGCGGACGACCUCGUUGCACCUAAACACGCACCGUUAAAGGAGUUAUCUGCAAAUAAUGUUACAUCGGUCAACAAAGAGACAGUUUCUGCAAACGUGGGUGUUUUUCAAAAGACGAUUGCAUCCAGUACAAUCUCAUCGAUAAUACAACACAAGCAACAAGCAAGGUCUUUAAGUCGUAAGCGUGCUGCUGCAGCUUUACAGAACACUGUACAAUUGCCCGAUCCUGUAACAGAUAUUUCAAAUAGUAUAGACACAAAUUCACUAAAGCAACACGUCCACGAAGCAGAAGCUUAUGAAGCCGAACUUGACAGACUGCGAGCCAAGAAGGCAAAGGUUCAAAGAUGGGAUGACCUGGAUGCCGAUGAUUUUAAUGACCCAUUUAUGGUCUCCGAAUAUGUCGUUGAGAUUUUUGAUUAUUUAAGAGAAUUGGAGAAACAAACGAUGCCUAAUUCUAAUUAUAUGGAGAAUCAGAAAGAGCUUGGUUGGAAAAUGCGCACUAUUUUAGUGGAUUGGCUUGUUGAAAUACACUCUAAUUUCCGACUAUUACCUGAGACUCUUUACCUGGCUGUUAACAUCGUCGACCGUUUUCUUUCUCUCAGAGUUGUUUCUCUCGUCAAAUUACAACUAGUUGGCAUAACUGCGAUGUUUAUCGCUUCAAAAUAUGAAGAGGUUGUCGCCCCAUCAGUAAAAAAUUUUGUGUAUAUGGCAGAUGGUGGUUACUCCGAUAAAGAGAUCUUGAAAGCGGAGAGAUACGUAUUACAAGUACUCGAUUUCCGUCUCUGCUACCCAAACCCCAUGAACUUUCUCCGGCGCGUUUCAAAAGCUGAUGGUUAUGAUAUUUCGACACGUACGAUUGCGAAGUAUCUCAUGGAGAUAAGUUUAUUCGACAAUCGUUUUCUAGGAACCGCUCCAUCUAUGGCUGCUGCCGCUGCAUUGUAUUUGGCUCGUAAAAUGCUUAAUCGUGGUGAAUGGAACAAUAACUUGGUUCAUUAUUCGUAUUAUACUGAAGAAGAAUUACGCCCAGUGGUGGAUCUGAUGGUCGAUUUUCUUCGUAGGCCGCGGAAGAGUGAUGCCUUCGAGAGAAAAUAUGCUGCUAAGAAAUUUUUGAAGGCAAGCUUGUUCGCGCGUGAAUGGGUUAAGCAUAGUGUUGGACUGAUUGGCAAUUCUUAG